Molecule: messenger RNA, 1377 nt
Organism: Symbiodinium necroappetens
Lineage: Eukaryota; Dinophyceae; Suessiales; Symbiodiniaceae
Source: the annotation of a GenBank genome assembly
AUGGCCAUUGCUGCACUGGAGAAGCGCGGGUUCUGGCAGUUGGCGGUUCGUUUGCUAGCAGAGAUGGAUUCUGCAGAGCUUGUGCCCGAUGUCAUUGCAUACAAUAGCACCAUCAGUGCCUGCGAGAAAGGCUUGCAAUGGCAGCGAGCGGUACACCUGAUGAUGCUUAUGCCAAGCAGAGCUAUCUUGCCAGAUGUUAUUAGUUUUAGUGGUGCCAUCAGUGCCUGUGAGAAACUCGGUGAGUGGCAGGUUGCGCUCAGCUUGUUUGCCGAGAUGUGCACAUCGCGCCUGGAGCCAGAUGUGAUUAGUUUCAAUAGUAGCAUCAGCGCGUGUGAGAAGGGAGGCCGAUGGCAGGAGGCUCUGCGUCUCUUCGCAGACAUGUGCGUCAGGAUGUGUCUGCCGGAUGUAAUCAGCUACAGCAGCACCAUCAGCGCUUCUGAAAAGGGUGGGUACUGGAAGGUUGCCAUUCACCUUCUCGCGACCAUGAUUGCCGAUGAGCUUGUUCCGGAUGUCAUCACCUGCAACAGUGCAAUUAGUGCUUGUGAAAAAGGCGGUGAAUGGCAGGUGGCUUUUGCACUCAUGCAGCAAAUGCCGGCACUGACCGCUGUCCCGAAUGUCAUUACGUUUAACAGUGCCAUCACUACAUGCGUGAAGCGCGGCCGGUGGCAAAUUGCGACCCAGGUGUUGGCAGACAUGUCUGAGAGUAAGUUGACGCCGGACGAGACAGGCUAUAACAGCAUCCUCACUGCCUGCGAAAAGGGGCGGCAGUGGCAGACAGUGCUCUGGUUACUGGCGACGAUGCCAUCUCUUCGGUUGGAACCGGAUGUUGUGAGCUACAGUGCUGCGAUCAGUGCAUGCGAACAUGGGCAGUGGACGAUAGCGCUGCAACUUGUUGACGAAAUGGUGGAUGCUGAAGUAGUGGGUGAUGUCAUAUGCUACAACAGUGUACUCAGUGCCCUUGAAUCCAGUGGCCAGUGGUUGCUGACGCUACAGAUGCUACAAGAGAUGGAAUCCUAUGCUGUGACCCCAAAUGUCAUCAGCUUCAGCACCGCCGUCAGUGCGUGCAAGCAGAAAUGGAGAGCAGCACUAAGUAUGUUGUUUCAGAUACCACACUUAGAGGUGUCUCCAAAAGAAGCUUACAACAGUGCCAUCAAGGCAUGUGAACUCGCUUAUCAGUGGCGCGUGCCAGUGCGACUGAUAGAGGACAUGCUUGGGGCAGGGACUGAGCCCGAUGCAAUCAGCUUCAAUGACACCAUCAGUGCGUUCGAGCACGCAGGUAAGCCAGUUUUCACAAUUCCAGUCUUGAUGCAACUGCAGGACAAGUACCAGGGUCUGUGCAAAGCUGUCGAUGCUGCAUUGACCAAAGUUAAGGACUGA